Messenger RNA from Tympanuchus pallidicinctus (lesser prairie-chicken), 2243 nucleotides. RefSeq names its product interleukin-22 receptor subunit alpha-1-like. The coding region runs from base 1 to 2037 and encodes 678 amino acids. Gene Ontology annotation, molecular function: protein binding. The record is from RefSeq and is a predicted model, not a curated record. The transcript has 8 exons. Lineage: Eukaryota; Metazoa; Chordata; Aves; Galliformes; Phasianidae.
AUGGCUGAAACAUCCCCUGCCCCAUCCCUGUGGGGUCACCCUGUCCGAUCGGAGUCCUGGGCACCGCCUGCCUCGCUGUCAUCCUCCCCAGGAGUGACACACGUGGCCAUUAGGGCUGAUGGCCGUGUCUGUCGGGGUUGGGGUGGCAAUGAGCUGUUCUCAGUGAGGAUGCCAUUAAAGUCCGUCCGUCCAGUGGCUGUGUGUCCUCGUGACAGCGCCGUGCCCGAGGAGCCCAGCCGGGGCUGCUCACCUCGCAGGGGACUGGAGGAGCACCGUGCUGUGCGCUGCGCACCCAGCGCCGCUCAGAGGCGAUGUGCUGGGGAGCAGAGGGCACUGCUGAGCUGGCAGCGAGGUGAGCCGGGCAAUGAGGAAGAAAAAGAGAAGAAACCUGACCCGGGGGUGGAAUUAAAAAAAAAACAACACAACCACACCACCAAAGCACAUCAGCUCAGCACCGUCACAGGACGCAUCCGGGCGCAGUCGGGGCGGGCACGGAGCGCACUGGUGGAGGUUUUGGCCGCCCAUGGUGGUCGCUGGUGGCCCAAGUGCUCGGGCACGCCGAGGGACCCAGCGCGGCCAUGUAGAGCAGAUGGGGACGGGAUGAGCCCUGCGCUGCGCCUGCUGCUGUCCCUGGCCAGCUGCGCCCUGCUGCGAGGUACACCGCUGCCGCCCCAGGGGGUGCGGCUGUGGGCUCAGAACUUCCACGUGCAGCUGCGGUGGGAGCCCGACCCGCAGGCACCGAACGGGACCGCGUACCAGGUGGAGUGGAGGAAGAGAACCUCCCGCUGGACCAGGGCAGACACCUGUGGGGGGAACAGCACCGGCUCAUCCUGGGCGUGUGAGCUGCGUUGUGAUGACAUCCAUGGUAUCUACUGGGCGAGGGUGAGAGCAGUGCAGGAUGGCGAGUCGUCCCCGUGGGUCAGUUCCAACGAGCUGCUGCCAUACAGAGACACAAUUGUGGGCCCCCCCACCUUAUCCUGGCAGCUCCAGGGCCACAACCUCAGCAUUAAACUCAGUGCACCGCUCACCCCGUACCAGAGCAGGCAUGGAUCCUACAAACCGCUCAGCAGAGUGCUGCGGAAGCUGCGGUACCACCUGCGUCUGUACCAUGGGGAUGUGCUGCAGCAGGAGGUGCCCUGCAGGUGGACCACCAGGAAAGCAUCGUGUACCUUCAGGUUCCUGAUGCCCAGCAUGCAGUACUGCAUCCGCACGGUGGCAGUGGGCAUAGCCCCACAGCGGAGCCUGGAGGCUGAGCAGUGCCUGAUGACACCAGCAGGUCCUGCAGCCUUCCCCUGGGUGCUCCUGGCUGCGCUGGUUGCUGCCCUCCCACUGCUGAGUGUGCCUGCUGUCUGCCUGACCUGUGUGUACAUCUUCCCAAAGUCCUCUGAAAUGCACCUCCCAAAAAUGCUGUCUCUGCUGCCCAGCAGCUCUGCGGUGCCCACCCUGGAGCUGCAGGAGGAUGCACCAGCCCCACUGCUGCCAGCCCCCAGCGAGCACCCAGCACCCCCCCCACUGCUGCUGGGGGGGUGGUGUUUCCAGGAGAGGAGCGGUUACUGCCCCAAUGGGUUUGGGAUGGAGUGGCACGAGGGUAGGACUGCACCCAGCUCCCAGCCAAGCUCCUGGGCACCAGCACUGGAGGAGGACGAGGAUGAAAGCGACAGGGAUGCAGCGGCGGUGUCUCCAGCCAGCAGCGUGAUGGAUGGGGACUAUGGGACAUCAGAGACGUGGCUCUCCCCGCACCUCCAGCUUUAUUCCACAGCUCUUGGAGCUGGCAGCAGCCUUCUUCCUGCCCUGAACACCAUCAGCUUCAGCCCUGGUGAGCUGCAGGAGGACGCAGCUGGGUCCUGGGUACCACUCAGCUCUGUGAGGUUACCGGGGACCGAGCUGGGGGUGGAUGACAGCAGCACGCAGCAACGGGGCUGUCCCUGCAUGCUGCCCAGCUGGCACACAGGCACACCUCACGAGGAGGAGGCAGCAGCACCCCCAGAGCAUCGCUUUGCCUUGCUGGGGGCUCCUGAAGCAGAGUGCGAGGAGUGAGAGCCACCACCCAACCCCCACAUCUUUAUUUAUCCCCCUGUAGCUGUAGAUGUGUGCGUGAACAGGGCAUGGCCUGAUGCAGAUCUGUACAUGUGCACACACAGACAUCUCUCUGUUAGAGAUUUUUUGGUGUUUUUUUUUCAAUUUGUCAGGACUGUGCAGUUGUUAUUACUUUUUCAAUAAUACUAAUUUAUUGCUGAAAGCUC